Molecule: messenger RNA, 195 nt
Organism: Macrosiphum euphorbiae (potato aphid)
Lineage: Eukaryota; Metazoa; Arthropoda; Insecta; Hemiptera; Aphididae
Source: the annotation of a GenBank genome assembly
AUGUUUCAAGUCAGAAAAAAUCUUACGAUCCGGGAUCAAACUUCCAGAGGGGAACGUGCUGUAAACACAGCGCUAAUAAGACGAGCAAUUGAACAGCUCAAUGAAGAUAAUGACGUAUUGAGAUGUCUUAGAAGCAUGGGUCAAGCCAAUGCUGAUUACUUAAGACGCCAAAUCGGUCCACCUCCAUCACCAUAG